GCACAGUUGUCAAGACCGCGGAGAAUUUUUUGUACGAUUUUUUACUCGAGAGUUGUUUAAUUUUAUUUAAAUAAUGUCAGACGAAAAUAUAGUCGUUGUUAAAAAGGCAAAAUCGGAGCCUUUGCCACCGCCACGCAAGAAAAAAAAGUUACACAUACCUCGGCGUGCUCCAUCUGUGGUCAUACCCCCGAGGGAACCUAUAUACCCAUCGCCAGACAAAAACACGUGUGCCGAGUGCCCCUGCUUCCCGAAGGAAGAUCCUUACGUCAAGCCAAAGAAACUCAACCCAUGCCUACACACCCCUUUAACCCUGUACGAGUUAGCAGCCGCGGUGGUGGAAGAGCUGAGUUUCCCUAUAGCCUUCACGUGGUCUGAAGACGACGUGGUCAACUGGAUCUCGAACGACUUAGGGAUGCCACAGUACAGGGAAUGCAUAAUCGAUAAUCAUAUAAAUGGAUUAAGGUUGCUUAUGCUGGAAGACCCGUCGAGACUACCAUUAAUUAACAUACACUAUUUUGAUGAUAUAAAGAUAAUAUCCGAAGCUGUCCACAAGCUGUUUAGCACGGACUUCAUAAAAUUCGCCAGGAGUGUAGGCCUGCCGAUAAGGUACCCCCUCACUAAUUGCACUUGGUUCAAAUCCAGGACCGGCCCCUCUUGGGGGAUCAGGAAGAAUUGGACAAGAUUGGACAUUCUAAGAUGGAUGAAAAUUGUUAUGCCAGCUCCGGUGUAUAGGGACCAUUGGGAUUUAGUUUGGUACCAAAAGCCAGACUUCCCCAAGGUGAUGUUCGCCAGACUGAAGGAGAAACACGUACCAGAAUUUAUACCGCGGUAUCGACCGCCUAAAGACAUGGUCUGCCACGAAUAUCAGGUGCCGAGGAAGUUUAGAUUCCAAACGGGUAUACCCGACGAGGAGCAGUUAAUUUGGGUGGAGUUCAAGGUGCCCCCUCCAAAACCAAAGUCGAAGAAAAAGAAGAAGGAGAAACCUAAACGGAAGAAGAUUAUACCGAAGGAGACCAAUCUGAUGCCGAAGAAAAUUGACCCAACGGGACUGAAGGGGAAGGAGUUUAUACUAGCGAGGAGGCUCAUGCCAAAGCAAAAAUUUGCAGUCCGUGUGUGAAUACAGUUUGAAUUAAAAUUACUGUUAACGGUGGCAACAGUUAAUUAUAAUAUUGAUUAAAAAAAAACUGUUUUAAUAAACAAAGUUUCAUAUU
Molecule: messenger RNA, 1211 nt
Organism: Plodia interpunctella (Indianmeal moth)
Lineage: Eukaryota; Metazoa; Arthropoda; Insecta; Lepidoptera; Pyralidae
Exons: 8
Coding region: 74-1117 (347 amino acids)
Molecular function (GO): protein binding
Source: RefSeq, a predicted model, not a curated record